AAAGCUGAUGCCCAACAACGAACCAACCAACCAACCAAUCGUUGUCCUGUCAAAACGCGGGUCAAUCAUCAUCGUCUUGGCUGUCGUUCGCAAAAAUUUCCUCGAAAAUAAAACGGAAAGUCAAAGUUUCGUUACUUGAAGUCGUUUAGAUCUUGCUGGCGGCGCCCGCGGGAGUGCUUUUUGUUUUUGGCGGUUUCGGUAUUUUUUUUGUUCUGUCGAGUCGGGUAAAACGAAAAUCUAGUUAGCCGUGCCGUGCUGCUCGGGAAACAACGCCAAAAAUAACAAGCAGACAAAAGUGCAUUUUUCACUGUCAGCUCGCCGUGAAAUGCGAAAUCCAAAGCGCUUAUCAAACUACAUCGCAUCUCGUUGAGUCGUCGUUGAUAACAGGGAAGAGAUGGUGUAGGUGUUUCGGGGUUUCCCUCCAUCCGUUGUUGAUGAUUACUACUUUAUAAUGGUGAAGCAGUGCUAGUGGGUUUGAGUGUCGGUUGUGAAACAAAAGAGGAAAAUAAAAAUAAUAAUAAUAAUAACAGUGGAAAAAAGUGACGUUGAAUGGAAGGAAAAUGAAUUAUUGGACGAAGAAGUGAAAAUAAGUUGUUUCUGUGUUAGCGGAGUUUUGGAGCAGUUCCAGUGAACGGCCCAAGAAGUGGUGAGACGAAAAAAAAAGUUGCCAAACCAGCAGCUGUUCGGUUGCUUCUCAAUGUUGUGAAGGUGGAAAAGUGGCUGUCGAGAAGCAAACGACCGACGACCGACGACCGACCGACCGCACCUUGCUCCAGGAACCCGCAUCGCCUUCGCCGCCUUCCGUGACGGUGCGACGGCGAUAAAUUUUGAUUAGACAAUCCGGAGGUCCCGCGGUAAGCAAAGCCAAAUGAUUUAAGACGGUAAUCACAUAAUUGAGCCUGGCACAAGGACAAGUGGAAGCGGAAAAAACUCCAGCUUGAAAUCCAUUGAAAAUGAAGUGACACACCGCCAGUUCGCGCGUGAAUACUCUAGUUGAUCAGCUCAAGUAGCGUUGAAAAGUUGAAACCUACCUCCCGGAUCCCGGAUAGUUGGCCCGGUUGUGUCUGGUUUUGGGCUGAUACUCCGAUCCAACCGGUACAACACCGGCCGCCUAGGCAAAGUUCUCCGAGGAAAAGUUACAAAAACCAAAAUGAGCCCGUCAUUCAGAAUUAGUUUGACAUCGUCGGUGCUGCUGGCGAUGGCCCUCUGGAUGUGCCUGCUGGAAGAUGUGUCAGCGUUCCAACCGGAUUUUGCCGAACCAAUUAUCAACAUCUCGGUGGCCAUCGGACGGGAUGCGACCUUCACCUGUCACGUACGGCACUUGGGUGGUUAUCGGGUCGGCUGGGUUAAGGCGGACACCAAAGCCAUCCAGGCGAUCCACGAGAAUGUCAUCACCCACAACCCGCGGGUUUCGGUGUCCCACGCCGAUCAGAACACCUGGAAUCUGCACAUCAAAUCCGUCACCGAGGAUGACCGGGGCGGUUACAUGUGCCAGCUCAACACGGAUCCGAUGAAGAGUCAGCUCGGCUAUCUGGACGUGGUAAUACCGCCGGAUUUCAUCGCGGAAGACACUUCCUCGGACGUGAUUGUACCUGAGGGAAGUUCGGUGAAGCUCACCUGCAGAGCAAAAGGCUACCCGGAACCCGUAGUGACGUGGCGUCGCGAGGAUAGCACCGAAAUCGUCCUCAAGGAUGCAGCCGGCACCAAACAGGGCGUGAACUCCUAUCGCGGCGAGGUGCUGAAGCUGACCAAGAUCUCACGCAGCGAAAUGGGCUCGUAUCUGUGCAUCGCAUCAAACGGAGUGCCCCCGUCGGUGUCCAAGAGGAUAUCACUCAGCAUUCACUUUCAUCCGGUGAUUCAGGUGCCAAAUCAGUUGGUUGGUGCACCCCUCGGAACCGACGUGUCAAUUGAGUGCCAGGUGGAGGCCUCACCUAAAUCCAUCAACUACUGGGUCAAAGAUACAGGAGAAAUGAUUGUGUCGUCACCCAAGUACCAAGUGCAGGACGUGGCCAAAUCGAUGUACGAAACCAAAAUGAUGAUGACCGUCCGUUCGUUCCAGAAGGAGGAUGUCGGAUCGUAUCGUUGUAUCGCGAAGAACUCACUCGGCGAGGUUGACAGCAGCAUUCGACUGUACGAAAUCCCCGGUCCGAAUCGCAAGGUGUAUGCUCCGAAGUACGGAACCGACCAGAAUGACAUCGUCAAGCCCGGCCACCAAGCCGGCGGCGGCGGCGGUAAAUCAAAGCAGUUCUAUCCGCCGGACGACGAGGAGCAGCAGUACGGCGGGGGUUCGGCGGAGGACUUUGACGAGAUCGUUGACACGAUGCAGCACCAGCAUCACCACCAUCAGCAGCACGGCGGUGCGAGACCACCAACGGCACGGUCACCGUUCGGUUCGCUGGAUCAUCCGAACAGCGUCAACGGGGGGACGGUCACCGGAAACAACCGCGGUAGCAACGGAAUGUCAUCCAUCGGUGGUGGCUCUAGCAACGGUGGUGGCGGCGGCAGUAGCAGCAACGGUAACAAUAAAAAUCUGAUAGCACUGAUGAAUGAUAUCGGUACAAGGAAACCGUUCGUUAUUCCGCCGGGCCGAGGAGCCGACGGUAGUCUGGAGGGUAGCAACGGAGCACGGAACCGCUUUGGUACCGGUACUGCGGAUCGACUGCUGGUAAUUCUUCUGGGAGCCAGUUGGUUCGCGAUUUACUGUCGACGGCACAGUUUAGUGUAGGAUGGCACCGGACAGGUAUGAGUGGAUUAUCGGUAAUAAUAGGCUCCUAGGCAGGCUACAAUAGGCUCUAUUAAUAGGUGCAACAGGGGACACAGAGUGCUCUAAAAUUUAGAACUACGCAGAACGGGAUCGAGUAUUGUUCUUCCUUUGUUACCGAGCUAUAUUAGUAUGAUAAAUAGAGGAAAAUAUAUCUUCAGGGGACAGUGUUAAGGGGAAUGGGAUUUCGUUGUACACUGGAUGUAAAUUGGAGUAAUAAUUGAAGGAUGUAAAGAUUAGAUUAAGCGUGUUGCGGAUUAUGCGACACCAUGAAAGGCCAAAUAAUUGUUUCACCGCGUUCUGUUAUCUGACCUGUGGUUGCGGAUUAUGUCACAAAUGCUGCAAAUGUGUAUUUUGCCGAAUUCCCCGAAAGUUUAUCGAAUCGAAUACACUGACAAAUGCUGUCAAUCGGCACUAGUUAGGCUACUGCUACUGCUACUGUUGUGCAUAAAUCAAAACUCGUGUGGAAAGGGAACCGCAAUCUUUUCAUCAUUAAAAAUAAAAUGAAUUUCAUUCUUCCAGGUGAUUUUAGUACUGGGUUAAUCCCGUUGAAAACACUCGGUUAAUACCAGUCAAUUGCGAUCUAGAAGUAGCUUUAUUCGGAACUGUUAGAAAUUUAAUUUAAAAGGCGGGUGGGUAAUGCCAGAGACAUAACUGGAGGAUGAUAAUACGAACAAAACAAACAUGCUUCUUUCACACCUCCGAAUAUUAAUAAUCGUUCUUGUUAGUUGAUUGAUUGUGUGAAUUUAGUUUCAAAUCUUACCAAGGUACCAGUUCCAAAAAUCUAGCUCCAGAAUCUAGAAUUAGGAUUCAGUUUCAGAAUCAGAGUUUUAACUUUUGAACCCGUAUUCUGGAACUUAAUUCUGAAACUACAUUCUAAAACGAAUAAUUAAGCUAAAAAUUCAGGUGGAAUUUGGUUCCAAAAUUCAGUUUUAGUUUUAGUUCCAAAAUCCAAUCCAAAUGAGACUCCAAACCGUCGUCUCAGUGCGAAAAAAGGUAAACAAGCUUGAAGAAGUUUUCUGCAUUGUUUCCAAAAGAACUAUAAAUUCAGUUCCAAAAUCUAGUUCCAGAAUCCAGCUCCAGCAUGCAGGCUCUGAAUUCUAAACCUGUGUUCUGGAACUAAGUUAACUACCGAAUUUAAGUCCAGAAUUUGUGCUGUGAAUUGAAGGCGACUGCUCAUCCCGACGUCCGAAGUCCAAAUUCGCGCACGAUCUGAGCGUUUCACGUUUUCUACCUGGUUUGUUUUUGCUUACGUUGGUGGGACAUCUCGACAUCUAGUUCCAUCUAAUGCACUAAAAGAAAUGAACGAUAUUCGAUCAAAGUUUACCUUUGAUAUUCGUCCAGUAGAAUAUUGGAACUGAUAUGUGCCUGACUACCUCAAAACCGUUAUCUGAGUGCGAAAAAGACAAGAAAGCGUGAUCAGUUUUAUUCAUUAUUUCCAAAAGUUUUAUUAAACUUUGUUUUUCUCUUAUUUAUGGUUAUAUCAAACUGUUGAAAAUUUAAUAACAAAUUCCUGAUCAUACUUUCGAUAACUUUUAGAAAAAAAAGUACGGGUGUGUAAUGUCAUAAUGAAUUUAUGCUUCCGAAUUCGAAUUGGUAGUUUGAUCGAUUGUUUGAACUGUGCAACUUUCCCCUCUUCCAUUACUAGAAAUUUAAACGAUGCGCUUAGACUAAAUUACAGAUUAGUUACAUUAAACAUUCUGAAACGCAAUUAAAUAUUAUGAAAUAAGCAGUAUAGUUCUUUAUAACUAAUAAAAUAAUGGUGGCUCUGAAAAGAACUUUUUAUGAAAGCGUUCGUGAUGAAGAGUGACGAGUUGAGUUGGUUCAGCACGCAGACUCUGAAUUCUAAACCCAUAUUCCGGAACUAAGCUCUGAAACUUGAAGACGGUUUUUCGCUUGACUACCAGAAUGGGUUGUAUAGAAUACAGUAAAGUAAAUUUCCGCAUAAUUCUUUAGGAGUAUUAUUAUGUCUGGAAUAAAGAACUGGACCCUGAGUUCAAGAACUAAAUUUAGAACCAAUAACAGACUCAGAAUCCAGUUUCAAUUCUAGAACUGCAAUUUCAGUUCCGAAAUAAAUAAAUAAUGAUAGGUGUUUUAGUUACUCUUGUUUUACAUACUAAUGUUUAAUCAUAAUAUUUAUAAAAUGUCCACCUACUUAUAACUAUCCCUAACCUAAUACCUACAAAUUUUGAAUUAUUUGUAUUUCAGAGAUUGAGCACCUCUCUUCAAAUUUCGUGCAGUAUUGUUCGAAUUUUCGUUCUAGUAUAUCCAGUGAGGCCAUCUCAUGUACUUCAUAGUCCUUGUCCAAGGGGGUAGAUUUAGAAUCAUCUUUAAGAUCUUACUUUGAAUGCGCUGAAGCCUAAGUUUGUGUGUUCGUGCUCAGCCCCGCCAAACAGGGACUGCGUAUUCAAUUGCGGGGUAGAUGAUUUGUUUAUAGACAGCCAUCUGAUUCUUCAGGCACAGUUUAGAUGUUCUACAAAUCAGCGGAUACAGAGACCUGAUGAGUAUGCUGCAUUUUUGAACAAUUUUGUCAACAUGUGACCUGAAUAUCAGAUGUCUGUCAAAGGUGAGUCCUAGAUAGAUAAAGCUUGCUUCAGAUAGAACUGGAACAAAGAAAAUUGCAUGUAUUUCAGUUAUUUAUUAUUGAAUUCAAGAUCUUUUUUAUACAAAUGUAGCGUUUUCUUCAUACUUUUAAGAAAAAAUACGGAUAUAAUUAUUCGUCACGGUUUCGAAGGAAUUCUCGAAUUUUUCCUGUAACACGGCUCAUUAGGCGGUGCACACCUUCUUCGUCCAUCGUUUUAGCUAUCUUAUUCCACCAGGUCGUCAUCUGAUUGAUGUCUUUGACAACCUUUUCCUUUGCCUUGAGUCUCCUCUUCAUGAUUGCCCAGUAUUUCUCAAUAGGGCGGAACUGGGGGCCCACCCACCCAACUGGGUUAAGGUUUUUCGGAACAAACUGGAUCUCUGCAUACCAUUCUUGAACGACUUUGCUGUAAUGACAGCUUACCAAAUCUUGCCAAAACAUUACGGGAUUGUCGUAGGAUCGAAUGAACGGUAAAAUUCGUUUUUGGAGAAACUCUUUUUGGUAUAGUUCCGAUGUCAUUGUCUUAUUUGUAACGAAAACUUUCAUUUUUUUGCCACAGCUGCAAAUGCCCUGCCAAAUCAUAAUUUUUUCUUGCAAAUUUGUCGGCAAAAACAAAUUUAAAUUUGGCUAUAACAUCCCCCGAGCCGUUGCCAAGUAAAAUUUUUGACCUGGGAUUUGCCCGAAGUCAGCCUUGACAUAGGUUUCAUCGUCCAUCAGAAGACACCCGUCGAAAUUAGUCAGCACCUGGUCAUACAGUUUCCGAGCACGAAUUUUGACCACACUAUUCUGUUUUAUGGUCCGAUUUGGCUGUUUGCUAGCUCGAUACGACUUGAUUCCUUUCCGGAGUCGAGUUCUCCUCACGGUACUAUGGGCAGCACCGAAUUUUCUGGCCAAAUCACGGUCCGACAGAUUAGGAUUCCUCUUAAUCGUCUUCAAAAUCUUACCACGAAGUUUCCGGUCGACAGUUCCACUCCGACGAUUGACUUGAGGCUUCCGAAUCGUCGUCAAUGUUUCCUUAUUCCGUUUGAUAACGCGCCAUACGGUAUUUCUGGGCAAUUUCAGCUGUUUAGCUAGCCUAGAUGCAGCCCACAAUGGAUUUUCCAAAUAACUAUGCACAUUUUUUUCCCUUCUUUCGGCUUCCAUGUUGAUUGUUUACAAAGUACAGUCGAUUUGCGGAAUGUCAAAAAUCAUACAUGAAGAUUGUUCCAGAUGGAAGUAAGUUGCUUUUUUACCACUUAGAUAUUUUAUAAAAACCUAUCAUAUAACAACAAUAAUUAACUUUCUAAUACAAUUAUUUUGAUGCUGUAGACAGUGAACCAAUGUUGAAUUCAAUAUCUAGUAACAGCAAAUCAAUACAUAUCAACCGAACUGGAUCUUGUGCAAUAGUUCAUCUCCUAUGGCAAGAAAACCAAUUCGACAUCGGAAAGACUAAACGCGAAUUUCUAGAUAAUAUUACGAAAACAAAAAUACUUUCAUCGCUUCUUCUUCCUAAAUCUCCUUACAAUUAUCCUGUCACUGAAGUAAACUCACAUAGAAGGAGUUUCCAACCGAAGUGGAUAACAGAAGAUGGUUUUGUUUUCUUGGCAUACUCAACAAGUGAAGAUGGUGUGUACUGUAAACCAUGCUGGUUAUUUUUCCACGAAGGUGUCGGGAAAGGAUACUAUCAAAAUCCUGGAAAAUUAGUCAGUAUUGGAUUUCGAGACUAAAAAGAGGCCAUAGAAGUUACCAGAAAGCAUAUUGACACGGAACAUCACAAAGAUUGCGUUGUACGAGCAACAGAGUUUCUUGAAGUAUUAGUUGGUAAACAGAGAUGGCAUUUCACAAGAGUGAUACACGCUAAAGUCAGAUUUUUGCCACAACGAGGAUGCAAAAAACGAAGCACCGCACAAAGAGGAAAGCGCACUUCUUCUCAGUGUCGAAUAGACAGCAUUUGAGUGUGUGCUUGUGGUUAAAGCAGCUGGCGCGAGUGAAACACAUUCUCUUCGCAUGAAUCGCUCACACGCGCUCUCGUCUAAAUACACCCAAGUGACCACUGACGCUUGAUGGUGAGCGAACACUUCUGUGAACUUCAAUUAAUAGAGAGUAGAUCUGGCCUUGCCAUGAAAAAUUUGCAAGGAAAACCGAAAAUUUUACGAUAAAUUGUUUUAUUUUGCUGAUUUUGCGUGUCCACGCUUCAUCUACGAAAACCAUACAGCAGAGUGCUCACCGGCGUGUACACCUCUGUGAAAGUAUCUGCAUCCACCUCAGAGAAUUUAUUAGCUAAUGCUCUAGCACUUUGGUGCGAUUCAGUGGAGAAGGUAAAAGGAAAUAAACAAACGCACUCAUGAUGCGUGCACACUUUACACAACAGUGGUGUAUAUAUGUGAAAGAGAAGAGCUCUCGUUGAAGUUGUCAGUGCGAGGAGAGAAAUUUUGCUUGCUCUUCGUCACACAGAGGAGAUAGACAUGUCUGUUGGUAAACAGCAUUGUAUAUCGACUUAACUAGAUGCCCAACGUGCUAAAGAGAAGGAAGAAAACAGAGCAGCUCUUAGACCCAUUAUUGAGACAGUUCUUUUUUUGUGCAGAGCAGGAAUUGCCUUUGAGAGGAGACAGUGAUAGUGGUGCUUUUUCUUCGACACGUCCUGAAAAAAAGGAUGGAAAGUUUCGGGCCCUUCUACGUUUUCGAAUCAAUUCUGGCGAUAAAAACCUUGAGAGACAUAUUAUGAACAGGGCAAAAAACGCUACUUAUUUGAGUCCAAAGAUUCAAAACGAAAUUAUUCAGACAUCAUCCGAAAUCGUUACAAAAAGAAUUUUAAAUAAAGUCAAUAAUAGUGGUUGGUUCAGUCUGCUCGGUGAUGAAACCAUGGAUAUAUCGGGUACUGAACAGCUUUCAUUAUGUCUGCGGUAUGUUGAUUUCUCACAAGAUCCGUCGUGCCCUGUACUAAGAGAUGAUUUUGUUGGCUUCGUUGCUAUCGAUGAUCAGUCUUCCGAGAAUCUGACCGAAGUUUUACUGAAGCGGUGCAGCGAGCUCAACUUAGACAUGAGUAAGUGUGUUGACCAAGGAUAUGACGGAGCAGCAAACAUGGCAGGUCACUUGAGUGGAGUUCAAAGAAUAAUUAAAAACCAAUAUCACAAAGCGAAAUAUUAUCAUUGUGCCAGUCACCGUUUAAACCUUGCGGUGUCAAAUGCGAUGUCAACACCUGAGAUACGCAACUGUCAUGGAACCGUUGGUCAAGUUGUUAGUUUGUUCAGGAACUCAUCGAAUGCUAGUAAGACCUUCAAAGAAAAAUAUAGAAGUACACGCUCCAGAAAUAAACAAGAAACGACUGCUACGCCUUUGUGAGACCAGAUUUGUUGAGAGACACGAAAUUAUAAUUACAUUCAUGGAACUGUUUGAAUGCAUUGCUAUAAGUCUGGAGGAAAUCGCAGGCAAAACUUGGUCCAUAUCUUCUACAGCAUCCACUCUUCUCGCCGAAAUUCAGAAAAGUGAUUUCAUCGUGAGCCUCGCAGUUUGUGAUAAGCUGCUUAGUCUAACUCUUCCAUUAUCUGUAUUUCUACAGGAAAAGUCAUUGGAUUUCGUCUCCGCAAUCAACCGUACAAAGGAAAUUAUACAUUCACUUGGUCAAAUUCGGGAAACUGCGAAUAAUUUUUUCAGCGAAGUUUUUCAAUAUGCCUCGCAGCUUGCUGAAGAAUUUUUUAGUACAGAACUUCGGGCACCAAGAGUAGUAUCCCGACAAAAAAAUCGUGCCAAUCCGCAAAGUUCGUCGAGUGAAGCGUACUUCAGAAUAACAGUAUGCAUUUCCUGCAUCGAUACUGUAUUACGAAAUUUAAAAGAACGAUUUCUUGAAAACGAAGACAUUUUGCCAAGUUUUCAACUGCUUAUUCCAGGUUAUGCUGAUGUAAGUAAAGCAAAUGAGAUGGAAAAGUUGGCUCCAUACUUCUAAGAUCGGAUGUCAUCAUCUGCUGUGAAAGCAGAAUAUAGAUUAUGGUGCGCAAAGGUGUCGUCGAUUGACUCUUCGACGGAAGUUUUGAAACUUUUAGAGUAUUGUGAUGAAACGUACUUCCGGGCUAUGAAACUACUUCUCACCGUUUUAGCUACACUUCCUGUAACAACGGCUAGCGUAGAAAAAUCGUUUUCUACUAUGAAAAGAAUAAAAACUCUACCUCGAAGUGUGAUGAGUGAUGAAAGACUUAGCGCACUUUCUAUGCUUUCGAUUCACUGGGAUAUUGCAGUUGAUCCUGAACAAGUCAUCGAUAUUUUAUCAGAUAAUAAAUUAAGAAGAUUACUUUUUUGAUCACGAUUAGUAAAUCGUCUUAUAUGAUUUAUUUAUGCAUACUUUUCAAUCUGUGCAUACACUCUUCUUUUCGCCCUUGCCACACUUCCACGAAACAACACAAAACAUACUAAAUGCUCGGUAAACAGAUACAGAAAUUAUCAUCAAGUUUUUUUUUUCUUUCAGAUAGGGCCGCAUCGAUUUCCAUCGGGGAAUCUAGUGGCAAAUCGAUAUUAAUAAGUUGGUCGGCGAUAUGUUGAAAUUGGCCACAGUCGGUGCGAUAAUAGUUCCUCCUAGGUUGAAUAGGCACUGUUUCUGGUGAAGAUCCCAACGUCAAUAUUACUGGAAAGUGGUCGGAAGAGAGCUCGUUGAAGAUAACCGGAGAGCUGUCUAUGGCGAUGUUGCUGAUGAAUAUAUCCAUAAUGGAAUGAACUCCCGAUCUGGAAAGUCGCGUUGGUUGAUCCGGAGCGAGGAUGUUGUACUGUCCAGCUUCGUAAUCUUCGGCAAGUACGAAUCCGUUUCGAUUCUGUCUUUUGUUUCCCCACAGCUCAUGCCGUGCGUUCAGGUCCCCAGCAAUGAUGAAUUUGUUCUGUCGUCGAGUGAGCAUAGCCAGAUCUCGCUUCACGUACCAUCUCGAAGAUUGGUUUGUUUGGGGCAGUACGCUGCAAUGAUGAUGAUGGGUCCCAUCGUCGUUGUAAUCUCAAUUCCGAUGGCUUCUAUUAGUUGCAAUUUAAAGGCUGACAGAAGCCUGUGCUGAAUGGAUCGUUUAAUGACAAUGGCAACUCCCCCUCCUCUGGUAGUUGUCCUGUCGAGCCUGUGAAUCCUGUAAUUGGAAAUAAAAAUAGAAAUUUCAGGUUUAAGAUGAGUUUCAGUUAAAAUAGCAAUUCGGCAUUCUUCUCUUGAAGAAAGUCGGACAAUUCAGCAGUUUUGCUCCUGAGUGAGCAAGCAUUCCAAUUUACUAUAACCAACUCAUUAUAUUGCAUAUUCGAUGAUGAAUUUGCCUAAGGCGUUGAUUUGCUCUAACCGCGUUCUGCAGUUUUGUAGUUUUGUUGUCAUUGUUUCAAAAAUGACGAUCAGUUGUUCAGCAGAGAAUAAAUCACCAGAGUCAUCCUUUGCUUGUGAUUGAUUAUUGCCCCAUCCAGGAGGGAUUUUUGAGGAAAAUUCGUUUUGAGAUCCAGCGGCUGAAUCUUUUGGAUUGCUGCGAGGAAGUGACGGCAAAUUCGGAAUAUCCCUCUUCGGUGGGAAAUUAAUUUCAUCCUUCUGUGGAACAUUCUUGCACGUUGAUUGUUUACGGGACGCCUGUUGUCGAAUUUUUGUGAACUAAGCACGUUUGGGACACGAUUUGCUAGUAGAUGGAUGGUCGCCAUCACAGUUCACACCUCGAUGUCAUCUAGUAGGCAAUCGUGAUCGAUUUUCGACCAUGGUUCCCCUUUUAUACGUGGUCAGUUGACUAUCUCAAAACCGUCGUCCUUGUGCUAAAAAGCCAAGCAAAAGUAAAGAGUUUACCGCGUUGAUUUCAAAAUUUGAGAAAACUUAAUUUUUAAGUUGUUUGUGGUUAUCUCAUACUGUUGAAAAUUAUCCUAAAUUCCUGAUCAUAUUUCUGAUGAAAUGGUGAAAAAAUUAUGUUGCUGUCGUUGAUAAAAGUCGAGAUAUUCACGAUUUAGUUCUGCUCAUUCUUCCAUAUAGCUAAUUUUCAAAAGUUAAGUUAAAAUGGAAUCGGGUUUCUCAAAGUGACGUGUAGUAUGCGGAUUUAUUUAUUGUGUUUAUAUGACAAACUUAUGCAAAUUUUUCAAUUAUAUUUUGAUUUCCUAGAGCUUCUUAGAAAACAAAGAUGUAAUUGAUCAAGAAAGCAUCAAAUCCUCUACUAAAAUGGGCUUGAGAAAAAAUCUCUAAUUCUCGAUGUACAUUAGAUUUGAGCCGAUGUGCAAAUGACAGAUUCUUUUUCGAUUAUUACGGUACCUUUAGUAAUCAUCCUCUCUCCUCUCUUUGUACAGUGAAUAGAGAAUAUUCUGCACAAAAAUAGACUGUCCUGUCCUAACUCGAACAAAGGAAGCGUUGAUUUUGAUGGACUAGUAUUAACAAAAACACAAUGUUUCCAACUGGAUUCAACAAUUAAUUUCGAACCGUUUUGGGUACCGCCCGCCUUUUCCGAAACGACGAAGCAAUGGUGGUGAGGGGGCGUGCAAAACGGUAGCUGGCGUUUCACAAUUGAACCAAAGUGAGUGACAAAGCCACAAGAUAAACGAGCAGAAUUUAAUUCCUCAUCUCCUAAACAAGCUGUUCAUCGUUUGUUCGACUCAAACGUAGCAACCCAGUGGAGCGGUGGCGUAGACGAAGGCGGUGUGGAAAACAGAAACCACGGAAACCAUCAAACGACACCUUUCAGGAAACAUAACAAACCAUCGCAUCGCAUCAGCGCGCCGAGCUUCGGUUUCAGCUCGUUAAAACAGUUGUCUUCUGUUUCGUGACUUCCUUUCCCGGACUCGAAGCGGACGAUGGAAUGUGGUGGUGAUGGUGGUCUUGCUGCUGCUGCUGCUACUGGUGGAUUCCUGCCUUCGAAAUCCGGGGCUGUUCACAAUCACAGUCGGUGUGUCUAUAAUAACAGACGUCGAGUCGUGUCACGCCGACAACACGCAACGGGAAGGUUGAUAUUAAAUGGCACAAUAUGAUAUGAUAAUUAUAUUUUAAUUAUGAAGUCAUUAUCAUCGAGCUUCGUGGCUGGGGUUACUUCCGAGCAAUUUUCCCACCCCUUUCCGGAUGCUCGAAUGUCGAGGAUUAGCGUGGAUGAAGAUGGAAAAUUAAGCUGGAUCACACUUUACGGUUCACUCCAGUUGAGAGGAGGAAAUUGAUGAUUGGGUAAUGUCUUCAAGUGGGUCAUGCCACGUGCGGUAAUGUUGAAUGGACCGGGAUGGAACCCAACGGAGCGGGUUUUAUGCAUGAAGGACGAGAAGAGGCUGCUGCAGUUUAUCGCUUAAUUCACUUGGAAGAUUGGAAAUUUCUCCUUAGACCAUAAAACUCACUCAUCCUCAGACGAACAACAUUUCUCAUUGAACAAUCGUGUUCAAGUCGAAAGUUGAACCCAUUUUUUUUUCUUUUUCGAUGCAAUCCUAGUCUGGUGAAAACGAACAAUUCCCGAACAAUCUGGAACUAUGUAAAAUCCAACAAAAGAGGUAUAAAAAUGCAAGCGGGAAAUUUAUCUUUCCACUUAACACUCCAUUGACUCGCGACCUGUUCUUCGGGUUCAUGGAAUGAACCCCGUAUUCGUCUAUAUUAGUCUUGAAACGAGUGGAUAAAAAACUGCCAACAAAGUAUGGUAUAAUCUGCAAAAGAUUUCCUCGGCCAGGAGGAGGCACAAAGAAAUUAUCCUCCGAACCGCAAAAUAACAAAGGAAAGGGCAAGAAAACGGAACUGUCAGCUACCGCCGACAGCAAACCACAGCAGCAGCAGCAGGACCCACUCCCCUACGUCCGGGUGAUUUAUUGAUUGCAAAAGGAACGAAACCAAGUGAAUCGUGAAAACCCGUUGGCGCCGAACGAUUAGCGGAGAAAAGUGUGAAUCAAACCGAGGAUGUGUGAAAGUGCAAAAAAAUGUGCCGCCGUCAAGUCGCACUAAAGAGGUUCGGGUUUUUUUUUCUUCGAAAAGGAUUCCUCUGCAUCUCAGUUGAUGUAGUUGUAUAUUAAAAAAAGUUGCACCAAAAGCGAAGAAAUGUAUGAAACAGUGACCGGUGAACCAACCGUUUCUCAUUCUUUGCUACAAGCCUACUGAUCAUACCAGCCAUUCGAAUGAUUCUUUUGCAAGGCAUUUUAACAAUUAACUGCUGUUGAAGAACAACAUAUGAAAGACUCGCGCAAUAAGACGACUGACUUUUACGUCUACUGGAGAAAUUAUUCCUUAGGUUUUUCCCUCAAACAAACAACGUUAGAAAGGGAUUUCAAAGCAAUCCGUGCUUAAGUACUCCAAAUAGCAAUAGACGCAAAAACGAUCAAGAGUUAAACCUCCCAUAAGCAGAAAAAGAAAAAUCGCAAACAAAUUUCUUACAGGCGAGCAUUUUUUUCAUGUCUGUGAACAGCCAAUAGUCGCAGGGAACCAAAUCUAGCGAACACGGUAGAUGUGGGAGCAAUUCGAAGUUCAAUUCAUGUAGUCUUGCUAUUGUGUUGAUUGACUUGUGACACGGUGCGUUGUCUUGAUGAAACAAAAUUAUUUUCUUUGCCAUAUGCGGUCGUUUCUUCGCAAUUUCCAACACUGUUAAUGGUAUUUCCUUUCUCAAGAUAGUCGAUAAAUAUUACACCACGCACAUCCCAAAAUACCGAGGCCAUAACCUUUCCAGUCGAUUGCUGUGCAGUUGCUGUCCAUUCAGAUUAUGAUCGCUUUGAUUCCGGAGUGAAGUGAUGAAUCCAUGUUUCAUCCAUUGUCACAUAUCGACUUCACUUUUCGAUCAUUCAAAACAAUUUUGUGGAUUUUUUUAUGUUUUGUGGUGUUACCGCCUCAUUUGGACGUCCACUGCGUUCUGCAUCAUCGGUGUCUCUACGACCACGUUUGAAGUCAGCAAACCAACGUUUGAUUGCUGUUUCGGAUGGACCGGAGUCUCUAUAACACUUUUCAAGCCAUUGCUUCGCUUGAACGGUAUUUUUUCCCAUCAAGAAGCAUUACUCUGCUUAAACACAAUAAAAAGGCGGGUGGGUAAUGUCACAGUCAUAACUGGAGGACGUGAAUACGAAUAAAACUGACAUGUUUCUUUCUCACUUCUGGAUAAAGAUGGAUAAAGGUAUUAGAUUGUGUAUAUUUUUCAACUUUCAUUGCUUCGCUUCCAGAAUUUUAACGAUGCAUCUAUACUACAGUACGACUAAUUGACGGCAAACAUACAAUUAAAUAACACGGAACAAAUACAGUUUUGUAAAUUUAGAUACUAGUAGAAAUAAACUUUUCAAAAUCCUUUGGAAAAAUUUUAGUGGUUCUAAAAAAACACUUUGCGUAAUUUGUUAAAUGGUUAUAACUGUUAAAAUUAAAGAACUAGUACAUAAAUCUGGGGCACGCUCCGAUUUCAGCUGCAAAUUUUCGGAAUCGAGAUCAAAAACUCAGGUCAUAAAUUUCGUUCUAGAAGUAAGGAACUGAAGUUAUUUUUAGCAAUUUUCAAUUCAGUUUUUAAAUCAAGGUUCGGUGUUCAGACCUAAUAUUUAGUUUCAGAAUCCAGAUCUAAAAUUCAUAUCCUGAACUUAGUUCAUGAAUUCUGAAAAUCCUAACUCAUAUCUCUGGAUUCGAGUCCCUGAACAAGGAACUAAAAUUGAAACCAUUUUCCAAAUCCAGAAAUAGGAUUCAAUUUUAGAGUCAUAGUUUUAAAUUCUGAACCUGUAAUCUGGAACUAAAUUUUUAAAUAGAAGUAUGAACUUAAAAUUAAGUUUAGAAUUCAGGUGGACCAGAGUCUAGUUUCUGGGAUUAGUUCUUGAAUUUAACUAAAAAUUCAGUUCUCUGCUACUGCUGGUUUACUGAAGAAGAGCUACAUUGAUUCCACCUGAGCAUUUGAGGUUUUUAUCGCCUCAUUAUUACUGAUGUUGGUGGUAGAACCUCAGCACGAUAUCCAGUUCCAUCUAACGUAUUAGAAAAAAUGAACAAUUCUCGGUUAAGAUUUACCUAUUACACUCGGUCAGUAGAACAUCGGAACUGAUCUGUGCCUGACUACCUCAAAACCGUCGUCCUGGUGCGGAAAAGUCAAGCAAACGUGAUGAGUUUUCCUCGUUGUUUCCAAAAGUUUGAGGAAACAUAGAUUUUGAGUUAUGUAUGGUUAUUUUACACUGUUGGCACUUUAAUCACAAAUUCCUGAUUAUAUUUCUGAUAGCGUGGAGGAAAAAUUAUGUUGUUGCGUUAAGUACAGCAAGAGAUAUUCACGAUCAAAAACUUAUCACUCUCACAGAGGGUAAUUUUUGAAAAGGCGCCCCAUAGUAAAGUAAGUCGUAUUCACGACAAAACACGAAAUUGUUUUUGAUCAAUUGUUCUGAAAAGAACAAAAGUAGCGUCACAUUUAGCACAAUAACUCACAAACUAAUGAAUAGAAUAUAAAAAAGGUUCGUAUUAACUGAAAAAGGUGACUGCAAUAGAACUAGCGCCAUCUAUGUGCUAGGCCCAGGACUUUGAAGCCCAUGUGUUAUCUAGUUUCGAAAUAACUAUUUGCUCGGUGUGAUGGACAACUAUUUGCUUUGUUAUUUUAGUAAAGCAAAGUCUUGGCAUUUCAUUCCUAUUGUGGAAUUUGGCCUUUCUGUUUCAACAGCAGCGAUGUCUAUCUCCUCUGUGUGACGAAGAGCAAGCAAAAUUUCUCCCCUCGCACUGACAACUUCAACGAGAGCUCUUCUCUUUCACAUUUAUACACCACUGUUGUAUAAAGUGUGCACGCAUCAUGAGUGCGUUUGUUGAUUUCCUUUACCUCUUCCACUGAAUCGCACCAAAGUGCUAGAGCAUUAGCUAAUAAAUUCUCUGAGGUGGAUGCAGAUACUUUCACAGAGGUGUACACACCGGUGAGCACUCUGCUGUAUGGUUUGCGUAGAAGAAGCGUGGACACGCAAAAUCAGGAAAAUAAAACAAUUUAUCGUAAAAUUUUCGGUUUUCCUUGCAAAUUUUUCAUAGCAAGGCCAGAUCUACUCUCUAUUAAUUGAAGUUCACAGAAGUGUUUGCUCACCAUCACGCGCCAGUGGUCACUUGGGUGUAUUUAGACGAGAGCGCGUGUGAGCGAUUCAUGCGAAGAGAAUGUGUUUCACUCGCGCCAGCUGCUUUAACCACAAGCACACACUCAAAUGCUGUCUAUUCGACACUGAGAAGAAGUGCGCUUUCCUCUUUGUACGGUGCUUCGUUUUUUGCAUCCUCGGUGUGGACAAGAAUCUGACUCCAGCGUGUAUCACUCUGGUGAAAUGCCAUCUCUGUUCAACAGACUUCGCAGCCGAUUCUUAGCGUACAGAAUCAUUGCAUGGCUAGUACUGUGGAUCCUACUGACACUAAGAAUCCUUCCAGGUCGGGGCUCGACCAUACGACAACUGGCUUGUAAGACCAGCGUCCUAUGCAUUGAACUGCCAACCCGGGCGUUGUUGUUUUAAACAAUCGAAAUUUUCCUGUGUGUUAGUCUAGGAGUCCGUUCAAUCUUCCAACAAUAAGCAGCUAGUAAAUAAGCUCAAAGAAUGUCAAAUUACAGUUGGGAAAUAUAUUUGUACGUCUUACUUUACUAUGGAGCGCCUUUCAAAAUUCGCCCUGUAGAAGAAUGGGUUUGACUUUCGGUUACGGUAUUACAGAGCGAUGAAUGAAAAUUUUUAAUUUCAUGCGUAUUUUUUUUCAAGUGAUGGCAAAACUAGGUGAAUCUUUUUUAUUAAACCGACUGGUAAAUUCAUCCAGUUGGCAAAUCUUGUUAGUUUGGUGGAUCUAUGAAACCUACUUUGAGACUACUAGUCCCCGGUUUUCUGAUUCCGAAAGCACCGAUAAUAGUGAAGAAAAGCUCCAAAAACGGAUCUCACUUCGAUUUCUCGAGCAACGAUUGCACCGAUUUUCACAAACUAAAGUUCUCAUUGUCUUAAAAGAUACGGUCAUCCAAAUCAUUCAAGACGUCAUACAGAAUGACGAUGCAAAACCGGUACGAAUCGGUAGGUGUUGGUAGGGAAAUAGAAAACACCAUCGCCUUUACGAACGAAGCACACACAGCUUCGUUUACACAUUUACAUACAUGCUGUGAUUGCAAAUAAUUAUUUUGACAAUAAUAACUGAAAACUCACAAGUUCCUUUCUCACGCCUUUCCCAUGGGUCUAAGAUAUUUGGUCAACAAAACGGAUUUAGACGGUGUGCGAUUUGGUUUUUACUUUUUGUAGCUCACUCAAAACAUAACAUGAUUACUAAGAUCUUAAAUCGGGUUACAGUUUGGAUUGCUGUCGUAUUGAAGAAGUGUAUUUUACACCGCUUCAAUGUCAUUUGAUUUCUCAUCUCAAAGUAAUUCAAGUAAGUAAAAAAAGCCGUAAGAGCAAGUGACAGUCAGUUAAAUUCACCUUAAGGGAUUGUAAACUAGCUCAUUUGAUUCGAAAAUUUCAAAAAUCAGUGCAGCCAUCUUUGAAAAAUCGUAGUGAGUUCCAAAUGAAUUUUCUGGGUACCUUCCGGGAUCGAGAAUCAUCGACUAUCGAAAUCUGCAAACCCGAUUAACACAAUUAAUUUAUGUGAAAUGGACAUUUUUAUACAAACCUCCCUGUAUCUCCUGAACCGGAAGUCGGAUCUGAUUAACAAAAACAAGCAAAAACGUUUUAUUUGAAUCUUAGAUGGAUCAAAACGUUCCAGUCAUCUACGAGAAAAAUGAGUGACAUUAUUUUAAUUUCGUUACACUUAUCAUCCGGUAGUUCCGGAACCAGAAGUUGGAUCUUAAAUAAAUUCAGGAACCUUGUAGCAGAGUAUUUAGCCUUUUUCAUAUAGAAAGGUUAUGCAAUCACUGUAAAACCCGACUUUUUAACCAAUGUUAUAUACCAUUCGGCUCAGCUCGAUGAACUGAGCAAAUGUAUGCGUGUGUAUGUGUGUAAGUCACAAAAAUGUGCACUCGAUUUUCUCGGAGAUUGCUGAAUCAUAAAUUUAGAUACAAAUAAUAGAUCUCUUGUUGCUAUAGCAUUUUACCCGGAUCGGGCUUCCGGUUCGGGAGUAACGUUGUAAAAUAUGCAAAAACUGAAGAAAAGGUGCACUCGAUUUUCUCAGAGACCACUCAACCGAUUCUCUUCAACUAAGAUUCAAAUUAAAGGUCUUAUAGUCCCAUAGGUUGCUAUUGAAUUACAUCCGGAUACGACUUCUGGUUCCGGAAUUAUAAACUGAUAGGUAUGAAAAUUUCAUUUUCAGAGGCGUGUUUUUAUACGUGACACGGGCAAAUUCAAUCAAAUACAUUCAAAUAGCCGUAUAACUCUCUAAUUUGAACACAUUUUGUUAGUUGAUGACCAAAUACAUUGAUUUUGAGUUUACCGGAUUUUCGUUUCAGAUUCAGGAAGUUUGUUUGGAUAGGACUUCCGGUUUCGAAGUAAAAUGUGAAAAAAAAAUGGAAAUAGGCGUACUACUCAAAGAUGGCGUGACCGAUUUGCACAAACUAAAAUUCAAAUGAAUGAUCUAAUGAAUAAUCUAUACAAAAUUUCUGAAUUUUAUUUGGAUCCGACUUCCGGUUUCGUAAUUAUAGGGUAAAGUGUGUUAAAGUGUGUUCAUAUAAAUCUAAGCUAAUACAGACCUUUUCAAAAUUAUAAGGCCACCCAUAAAUUUCAAGAUACAAAAAAAGGAAUAGUUUUAGGAUUUUUUUUCGAAGGAACAUGAAAUUAGAUUGCAAAACACGAAUGUGAGUCCAAGAGUUGAUUGAUUUCGCUGAAAAACUUUUGUGAUAGAACGUUUUUAAGGAAAAAUGGCUUUUCGAAAUUAUAAGGCUACUUGCAGUUUAUUGAGGUUCGGAUGAUUAAAAUAAGCAACAAAAAGCAUCUAAUGAUCCGUUGCUCCACCGGAACGGUUUAUUAUCUGAAAAUACGAUUUGGCAUACUUUGCACCAAUUUCUGCAGUGUUGCCAGUUCAAUUGUUUCCCAAGACUGAAGAAUUUCACUUUUUAGCUCUUGUAAUAAUGAAAAUUGACGAUUAUUGGCAUAAAUUGGUCGUACCAUAAUACCCCAGAGAUUCUCAAUUGGAUUUAAACCCGGUGAGCAAGCUGGUCAAUCCAAAAUAUCAAUUUUCUCGGACUUUAGCCACUUCAUUAUUUCAACACUUUUAUGAAUACUGGCGUUAUCCUGCUGGAAAAUGAGCUUUGACUUGCGUCAAAGCAAAGUCUUGGCAUUCCUUUUGUGGAAUUUGGCCUUUCUGUUUCAACAGACUUCGCAGCCGAUUCAUAGAGUACAGAAUCAUUGCAUGGCUAGUACAAUGGAUCCUAUUGACACUUAGAAUCCUUUCAGGUCGGGACUCGAACAUACGACAACUGGCUUGUAAGACCAGCGCCCUAUGCAUUGAACCGCCAACUUGGGACUUGCGUCUUCUUUUAAUUACUGGCAGCAGACUAGCUCUGAGGACAUUUAUGUAAACGGAACUUUUCAUUUUGUUCGAUACAAAUUGAAGUUCCAGCCUGCCGGUUGCACAGAACGCACCCCAAACCAUUACAGAUCCACCGCCAAAAUUUCUCUUUGAGAAAUAUCGUGGUUCCUUACGUAGAUCGUUCCAAUAACCGUUGAAUCCGGCUGGUCCAUCUAGGUUAAACUUUUUUUCAUCCGAGAAUAUCCCCUGUAAAAGUUUAACACAUUUGUUGUUAAAUAUUUUAAGAAUGCGUUUGUUUUUUUUUUUUAAUAUUGCAGAACAUGUUCAUACCUUUUUCCAAUCUUGGGGCAUGUUCCGACGUGCAAAUUCCAGUCGAGCUUCCUUGUGGCGAGGUAGUAAACGAGGAGCACUGUUCAUUUUUGCUCGAACUAUGUUGGGCGAAAGUUUUAUUGCCCUCCACUGAAGCUUCCAACUUGAGUUCAGUGCGGAUUUGUGAAUAACUCAAGGUAGAAUUCGAAGAUUUAUUGAAAAUUCGACGAGUGUCUCUCUCUGACAGUUUUUUUUGCGUCCUGCAUUUUUAUUCUGACCAUACUUUGCUGGAUUUUUCAGAAAAUGUGCGACCGCACAUCUGAUACGACCAAUUUCUCCUGCAAUUUUCCUGAUCCCCCAUCCUACCUUCUUGAAGGCCAAAAUUUGUCCUUGUUCUUUUUGAUUUAGUCUCUUUCGUUUACCCAUAGUCACAUAACGCUGUUAAAUGAAUAAAAAUGAUAUUUAUAAUCACUAUAUUCAACACAAACUGACAAACAUACAAGGUAGCCUUAUAAUUUUGAAAAGGUAUAAUUACUAACUUCAGCUGUUUCGGCUUUGUUUAUCAACAAAUAUGCGAUACGAAAAUGUUUUGCUUGUAUUUGUGUCAUUCUUCAUCGAUUGCCAUCGUUGAGUUAGGGUGGCCUCAUCAAAAUCACGCGAAAACUUGAUAUUCGAGUGUGGCCUUAUAAUUUUGAAAAGAUCUGUAGAAAUCGGUUAAGCCAACUCCGAGAAAAUUGAGUAAAAUUAUUAGUCACACACACACACCCAUUUGCUGAUCUCGACGAAAUGAGUCGAAUGGUAUAUGGGUGGUAUGUUCUUCCAGCAAUUAUUGCUGUAUGCAGUUUAAAUCAAUAUAAAUAUGAAAUUGUUUAGAAUUCGAUAAUACAUAUGUCAUUAUGUUGCCAAAAACGAUCCGUGCUAAAAUUGACACUAAGGAGUGUAUCGAAAAUGAGCUAUCCACAAUUUUUUCUUUCAAAUUAUGAUAAAAAACGAUAUUUUAUUCAAACUAAAAAUUGAUCCUUUAUUGUACGAGGUUAAACUUGAGCAUAAAUAAAACUGGAUGAAAUUUAAGUUAUUCCUUCACGAGUUUUCGAACUUUUAAUCGAACGCUCUUCAUCAAGUUCCGGACAAGUGUUGCAUCGCAUUUUUUGGACGCUUGAGCCCAAUUUUUUUUUUUGAAAUCCUGCAUGUUCCCAGCUGCCUAACCAGUCUUCUUGAAGACCCUCUUCACGAUUGCCCAGUAACGUUCGAUGGGUCGAAGCUGAGGCCAAUUUGGUGGAUUGAUAUUUUUCUCAAUGAAAUGUAUACCCGCAAGCCAAUUGAGAGUGGUUUUGGCACAGUGAGCCGACGCUAAAUCCGGCCAAAACAGUGGAGGUGUACUAUGCUUCUUAUAUAAGCGUAGCAAUCUCUUCUGGAAAUACUCAGAUCGAUAGAUUUCUGCAUUUAUAGUUCCGGUAGUGUAAAAAAUGGUUGACUUCAAACCACAGAAACAUAUUGCUUGCCCUACCAGUACCUUUUGACCGAGUUUCUCCACUUGAAUCGAUCUGUCUGCAUCGCUCACAUCCAUCCCAACGACGACAGUAAAGUAUUGUGGAUCCGGAAGGGUUUUUGAGUCCUCCUUUACAUAAGUCUCAUCGUCCAUCAAAACGCAUGCAUCCGGACCCUGCAAAAGACGCGAAUACAAUUUCCGAGCCCUUGUUGCUGCUUGCUUCUUCUGUUUUACACUUUAUUCCGAGAUUUUCUGCUUCUUGCAGGUCUUCGGCUGAUUCCGCCUCUUGAUAUGCUGGACACUCGUUCCUGCUUUUUUGGCUAAAUCACGUAUUGACAUUGAUUUGUUUUUCAUGAUUAGGGAUACCACUUUCUGGUCCAGUUUCCAAAGAAUAGUGUUCCCCAAACUUAUUAAUGAUGGUUUUAACACUGGCAAGCAGAGAUGGCAUUUCACUAGAGUGAUACACCAGGGCGUAGGUUUCAAUUAAACACUGCGGAUACAAUUGCUCCGCUCCACACAAAGAGGAAAGCGCACUUCUUCUCAGUGUCCAGACAGACAGACUUUGAGUGCGUGCUUGUGUUGAAAGAAGCUGGUGCGAGAGAAUAACAUUUUAUUCGCACGAAUCGCUCUCACGUGCUCUCGCCUAAAUACACCCAAGUGAUCACUGGCGCGUGAUGGUGAGCGAACACUUCUGUGAACUUCAUUUAAUAGAGAGUAGAUCUGGCCUUGCUAUGAAAAAUUUGCAAUGAAAACCGAAAAUUUAACGAUAAAUUGUUUUAUUUCGCUGAUUUUGCGUGUCCCACGCUUCUUCUAUGCAGACCAUACACCAGAGUGCUCACCGCCGUGUACACCUCUGUGAAAGUAUCUGCUUCCACCUCAGAGAAAUUAUUAGCUCUGCUCUAACACUUUGGUGCGAUUCAGUGGAGGAGGUAAAAAGAAACAAACAAACGCACUCAUAAUGCGUGCACACUUUAUACAACAGUGGUGUAUAAAUGUGAAAAAGAAGAGCUCUCGUUGAAGUUGUCAGUGCGAGGGGAGAAAAUUUGGUUGCUCUUCGUCACACAGAGGAGAUGGACAUCUCUGCUGGCAAGAUGAAUUCCAAACCGCUUCGCCAAUUUUCGCAUAGUAAUACCCUUCUCACAUAGCCAUGUGUCCACAACUUUAACUUUUCAAUAGAAAACGCAGAAUUUCAACCGCACAAACAAGUAAAGAAUCGAAAGCUGACACCCAAACGCACAGCAUGCUGCGAUCUGAGCAUAAAAAACCUUCACAAAUACAUGCGUACAACACAAAUGUAUGUGGAUUGCUUAUUUUCGAUACACUCCUUAGACAAAAAUUCUAUGAAAGGGUGGGUAAUGUCACAGUCAUAACUGGAGGACGUGAAUACGAAUAAAACUGACAUGUUUCUUUCUCACUUCUGGAUAAAGAUGGAUAAAGGUAUUAGAUUGUGUAUAUUUUUCAACUUUCAUUGCUUCGCUUCCAGAAUUUUAACGAUGCAUCUAUACUACAGUACGACUAAUUGACGGCAAACAUACAAUUAAAUAACACGGAACAAAUACAGUUUUGUAAAUUUAGAUACUAGUAGAAAUAAACUUUUCAAAAUCCUUUGGAAAAAUUUUAGUGGUUCUAAAAAAACACUUUGCGUAAUUUGUUAAAUGGUUAUAACUGUUAAAAUUAAAGAACUAGUACAUAAAUCUGGGGCACGCUCCGAUUUCAGCUGCAAAUUUUCGGAAUCGAGAUCAAAAACUCAGGUCAUAAAUUUCGUUCUAGAAGUAAGGAACUGAAGUUAUUUUUAGCAAUUUUCAAUUCAGUUUUUAAAUCAAGGUUCGGUGUUCAGACCUAAUAUUUAGUUUCAGAAUACAGAUCUAAAAUUCAUAUCCUGAACUUAGUUCAUGAAUUCUGAAAAUCCUAUAUCAUAUCUCUGGAUUCGAGUCCCUAAACAAGGAACUAAAAUUGAAACCAUUUUCCAAAUCCAGAAAUAGGAUUCAAUUUUAGAGUCAUAGUUUUAAAUUCUGAACCUGUAAUCUGGAACUAAAUUUUUAAAUAGAAGUAUGAACUUAAAAUUAAGUUUAGAAUUCAGGUGGACCAGAGUCUAGUUUCUGGGAUUAGUUCUUGAAUUUAACUAAAAAUUCAGUUCUCUGCUACUGCUGGUUUACUGAAGAAGAGCUACAUUGAUUCCACCUGAGCAUUUGAGGUUUUUAUCACCUCAUUAUUACUGAUGUUGGUGGUAGAACCUCAGCACGAUAUCCAGUUCCAUCUAACGUAUUAGAAAAAAUGAACAAUUCUCGGUUAAGAUUUACCUAUUACACUCGGUCAGUAGAACAUCGGAACUGAUCUGUGCCUGACUACCUCAAAACCGUCGUCCUGGUGCGAAAAAGUCAAGCAAACGUGAUGAGUUUUCCUCGUUGUUUCCAAAAGUUUGAGGAAACAUAGAUUUUGAGUUAUGUAUGGUUAUUUUACACUGUUGGCAAUUUAAUCACAAAUUCCUUUGCUCCCUAGCAUCGUCGUUUUAUCAUGUAGCGCUCAAAACUCUUACUGCAGGAAUAGGGGAAAAAGACGAUUACAUGCAUGGCUUGUUGGAUAGCUAUUACCGCGUUAAGUCUAAGUCUCAAAACAUAUUUUGUUGAAAAGGACAAUUGCAAAUAGCACACAGAAGUGCAGACGAAAGUACUGUGUCUGUCAGACAUGACUAUAACAUAUAGUGGAAUUAAUUUUCCUUUUUUGAAUCGAUCAUAUCUUAUAGUCAUCAAAAAAAUCUAUACAUUUUCGUUGUAUAUUACAAAUAUAUGAAAGUAUCAAUAAUAGUUAUCUUCUUUUUCCCGAUUCUGUUCCUGACAUUACCCGCCCAUCAUUUUUCAAAUUAUUUUUUGGCCAUACAUCUGCUAGUUGCUUUUCUAUUUUGAAAAACUUGGAUAGACAGUUUUAUCGCACUGGUGCCAUUGGAAUUGAAAAUAAUAAAUAAAAACAAAAACAUGCUAUGAUUCACAGCAAACCAAAACGAUUUAAUUUGAUUAGAAUAGUUCUCACAUUUCGAGAAGAAAGUGUCCAACAAAGUUUCAAUGCUUGGCAAACGACCAUCGCUUGAAACACUAUUCUAUCGUUCCAAGUACCGACUAUUCAUCAUCUUCACUAAGACCAUCAUUGCAUUUGACAUCGUCAUCAUCAUCAUCAUCAUCAUCAUGAUUAUCAUCAUUCCAGCCGUCACGAUGGAAGUCGGCUGCAGUGAACUGCUCCGUUUCAAUCCGUUCUCCGAACCACCGACCACCGGAGGAGUGGCUGUCUCAUCUUACUCAAAAUUAAAUUAAAUUUCGAAAAAUUUUAAGCUCAGUGAAUGGUAAAAUUUAAAACGCCAACCGAAAAACCCGUCGUGUCUCCGGCGUCUCUCGGUCCUUGGACUUGAUGUCGUUCCGGUUCGCUUUGCCUUUGGUUCAGAUUCCACCACGGUCUGCCGCCCGUAAUAGAUUGUAUGUAAUUAUUAAGUGCGGGUGGUGUUCGGAGACAAUCGGGACAAUGAGGAAAAACCUGUCUUAAUCCACCUAGUGGUGUAAUGAUGCCUUUCUCAUAUCAAUCAUACUAUCAUACCAAUAUAAUACUGUGGUAUUCUUCAAAGUUAUUUUUCUUCGAUUCUUAAAAGAAUAAUCGAAAUAGAUUUGUUUGACCGUCUACUGAUAAAAACUAUCAAUUGGAAAAGAUUUGAGGUCGAUUUAGAAAACUUUUUACGGUUUUUCGCUCUUUUCAGUGAUGGUAUAAAAUUUUUAACACACUUUACCCUAUAUUUCCGGAUCCGGAAGUCGGAUCCGAAUAAAAUUCAGGAAUUACGUAUGGGAACACAGGAACUUUCAUUUGAUCCUAAGUUUGUGAAAAUUGGUCGCGCCAUCUAUGAGAAAAGUUACAAUACAUAUUUUCAUUUUUUUGCACAUUUUACCCCAUAAAGUUAGUGCAAAAAAGGUUACAUACACACAUACGCACAUACACACACACAUACACACACAGACAUUUUGCGUACUCAACGAACUGAGUCGAAUGGUAUAUGACACUCGGCCCUCCGGGCCUCGGUUCAAAAGUCGGUUUUCACAGUGAUUGCAUAACCUUUCUAUAUGAGAAAGGCAAAAAGGCGAAAAAAAAAUUUUCUUCGAAUUUUAAAAGAAUAACCGAAAUCGGUUUGUUUGACCGUCUACUGAUAAAAACCAUCAAAUUGGAAAAGAUUUGAGGUCGAUUUAGAAAAUUUUUUAAGGUUUUUCCCCAUUUUCAGUUAUGGUGUACAAUUUUAACACACUUUACCCUAUAUUUCCGGAUCCGGAAGUCGGAUCCGCAUGAAAUUCAGGAAUAACGCAUCGGACCACAGGACCUUUCAUUUGAACCUAAGUUUGUGAAAAUCGGUCGCGCCAUCUAUGAGAAAAGUUAAAGCAAAUAUUUUCUUUUUUUUGCACAUUUUACCCCAUAACUCUCGAACCGGAAGUCGGAUCCAAAUAAUAUUCAGGAAUUUUGUAUGGAACCUCAAGACCUUUCAUUUGAAUCUAAGUUUGUGAAAAUCGAUUCAGCCAUCUCUGAGAAAAGUUAGUGCACUUAUUUUCACAAUUUUUUGCACAUUUUACCCCAUAAUUCCGGAACCGGAAGUCGGAUCCAAAUAAUAUUCAGGAAUUUUGUAUGGGACCACAAGACCUUUCAUUUGAAUCUAAGUUUGUGAAAAUCGGUUCAGCCAUCUCCGAGAAAAGUUAGUGCAAAAAAACGUUACAUACACACAUACGCACAUACACACACACACACACACACAUACACACACACAUACACACACACAGACAUUUUGCGUACUCGACGAACUGAGUCGAAUGGUAUAUGACACUCGGCCCUCCGGGCCUCGGUUCAAAAGUCGGUUUUCACAGUGAUUGCAUAACCUUUCUAUAUGAGAAAGGCAAAAAGCUGAUGAAACUACAUCGGGCAGAAAAUUGCACCACCACGAGGUAUUACGCGAAAUGAAAGUUAUGAAUUUGUCGCCGCUUUGCACCAAGAUGGAGAUGAAGUCUUCAACCCAAGAUCAAAGUAAAUUGGAACAUUGUUUGAAGAUUUGUCGAGAUUGCUUUAUAGAACCGGGCGGUUUUUGGCCCAGACAUGGGGUGUAGAUUUAGUUUUAGCACUUAAUUCCGAAUAAACGCUGCUUUUUUUCCUUGGAGAAGGUCUUCUUCGGGUAAUUCUGUGACUAUGUUAUAACUAAGAGACAUCAUUAACGCAUCUCUCAUCCGGUAAACUUAAAAUUAUUCGAGUAGAAAGGAAGUUUAUCAUUUAUCUUUCUUACCAAGCACAUCAUGUAAUGAGGACUGACUAGCAAGUAAAAUGAUUCGCACAAAAGCAAAUGUAAUUCUUGAUUCAAUAAAUUCAAAAAGUCCAAUUAUUACAGCAUUAUAUGGUUACAUUUUUUCAGAAUAAAAUCCCGAAUCUUCCUCUUGAUCGAACCUAUCAGCAGUCGCACAGAACAAACGGACACGGGAACAGCACAUUUCUUCAAUUUCGUCCGCAUUUGUGUAGCAUCCUUGACUGCUCCGUCGCUUCGACAAAGUUCCUACUUGGAACAAAAUCGAUCUUGUUGAUAUCAUACCACUCCGGAACCACCUUGAAGUAGUGGUAGCAGGCCAAAUCCUGCCAAAAGAUGACUUUACUUUCUAAACUUGAGAUGUGAUCGUCGAAGAUGUGCUCAAUGGUUCCGUUUCUAGGCCACAACUGCAAAUCGCUGUGCAAAUCAUGGGCCUUCUUCGCGUACUUCUUGACAAACACGAACUUCAGCCUUCCCGGUACAUCCCACAACAUCUAGUUACGAAAUAAAGACCGGGAAAGGCUGCUUAAAAUCGAGUUUGACAUAUGUUUCGUUAUCGAUCGAAGUUACAAUUGUGUUUCAACAAAACACGGUCGUACAACACUUAAGACCACGAAGUCUUACAUAAUGUGCUGGUUCGGAUGUUUACGACUUUUCCUACUGACCACAUCUUGGAUCGAAAGACCGGGGUUGGCAUUACCGCAUCUCAACACUAUACUGCGUAGCUCGGUUCCAAUUUUUUCGUAGGUCUCAGGGUUUUCUUGUACUUUCUGAGCUCUCGAUAAACUGUUAUUAUCGGCUUCUUCAACACUUUCAUGUUCCAUUUGACGUUAUUUCUGAACGCGAUCGACUACUUUGAUUCAACUUGCACCAAUUGUGCGUUAGACAGGACGGACUGGACGUCGUGGUGAGAACCUUCAACGACAACAGACCUUCUGCGUGGUUUAGAGUCUCAUUUGGAUUGGAUUCGGAAACUGAAUCUUAGAACUGAAUCUUAGAACCCUCGAAUUCUGGUCCUGAACUCUGAGCUUAAUUUAAGGUUUAGAAUUUAGUUACAGAAUACAGGUUCAAUUUUAGAACUAAAUUUGGCACCUUCCCGCAAAGCGUUUUGGCUACCUGGGAAGCCAUGGCCACCAGGCGGCUACCAAAAUUGAUUCAGUUACGGUUGUCAAAUCCAAUUUGACAAAACAAAGUCGCCUGUAUCUAAGUUAGCCGAGCGUUUUCAUCAUCUCACCUUCCCUGAAAAUGUCAAAGAUUUCAAUCUGGAAAAAUUCUGGUGGAUACGGUUGUAUCGUUUGAGUUAUAUAUCUGGCAGCGGUGAGGCAGUCGGUCUCCAAAAUGUCUGCCAGCCAUAUUUUUCCCGCUGGCAGCGUUUAGUCAGCCAUGCGUAUGCGGGUUAAUUUAGUUAGUUCGGAGUUCGUAUCCAAAAUUCUGCUGCUGGAAUUCAACUUCAGAAUUUCGGAACGAAAACCAAGAUAUGAAAUCCAGAUCUGGACUCAGGAACAAAUCCUUUUUUGAUCUACCUAGUGGUGUAAUGAUGCCUUUCUCAUAUUACUUAUAUUUUCAGAGACAACACUUGAAGAUUCUGUCAAGAUUUUUUCUUUAAAACCUUCAAAUAUAAUCAAAAAAUUUCUUUGGGUAUAAACUAUCAUAGAUUUAGAUGAGGCACCCCUGCACGCUAUACAAAAUUGAACAAAGCACGCUGUGUGCUAGGCGGUGAUGUUUUCUUCUUCCUUACCAAUUCGCAAUGAUUUACUAUUCACCCGCCAUUUUAUGUUGGUGGUCGUCCCGAUUAACCCGAUAUUAUUCACAAUACUUUCAAUCCGCGCUGCACAAGCACUGGGACUGAGUUAUUUGCCGUUCCGACAAUCAUCUGCAAAACCAUCCGAGUGGCGGCCGUUCAAUUCCGCGUGCAAAAUAACCAACUGCGGUCAUUUUCUCUGGGAACACUGCACGUAUAGCGCUUUCAUGUAAUUACCUUGUUUAGUAGCUUCUACUCAACCCAUACACAACCUGACAGAAAUGAGCAUGUUUCAUAUGUGUUCCACUGAAUUGAGGACGGCGCUAGUGUAUCUAAACAAUACGGGUGAAAUGAAUCAAAUUAUGAUUACAAAAGAAACUACCAGUACUUCAUUACGUUAUUCACGAUCAUUUUGUAUGCGUCCAGCAAUAUAUUUAAAAGGAGCGUAAUUUUCAUAUUGUGACUCACGCAAGAACUCCUGAAUGAAAUCAAAUUAUUGCGAUUUUUUCUAACAGCGCUGCAUAGCAACAAACUUAUCAAUAACACACGUCAUAAAUCUCCAAACAUGCGUAUUUUGUAAUCUUUCUAUCUUUUAAUUGACUCUGCCCAACGUUUUCUCUUUGGUCUAAAAAGAUAGCUAUUGAGCUAUGCAAAAACCGGAAUGAUAAACUCCGUGUUGUGCUUUAGAAUCGAAAUAAUAUGCUCAAAUGUCAUUUAUGAGGAAUAAGUGUAUGAUUGGUACCUGAGCAUAACUGACAUGUAUGUUGAUUUGCGAUUGACACACUACUCCAAGCGACCACCACUUGAUAUAGUAUUGAGUUGAAUUACUUAAUAUUUUAAUAUAAUACACUCAGAAUUUUUAAUAUUUUAAUAUAAUACACUCAGAACUGACUGUAAUUCAAACUUAUUUAUUAACGGGUGAUUUUUAAGAGUUAUAGGAUUUGAUUUUCAUAAAAACACAAAAAAUUGAGAAAAUUGAUUAUAUCUUAAUCGAUAAAACGAUCAAUAUAAUUUAAUGUUUGAAGAUGAUUCCAUGCAAAUGUCGCGGAAAUUUCAAAAGUAUGUAAAUACAGAUGAAAGUCUGCGAGAACUUCAAAAGUCUGCAAAAGUCUGCGAGAAUUUCAAAAGUCUGUAAAAGUCUGCACAACAAAAAAUGUCUGCAGCACUAUACCCCAAAUCUGCAGAUUUACAGACAAAUCUGCAGACCUGGCAUCUCUGUUUGACAAUGACACAAGACACGAUUCACGCGUGAUCUGUCAAAAACAGUGUUGCCAAAACAAUCAUCCUUUACAAACGAUUCAAAUUAAAGUUAUUCGGAUAUACAGUACUUGUUAGACAUUGGUCCUUUCUUAAAUUCCAACCUAAACUGUUGAAACUUGCUGAAACCCGACACAAAGCCCUAGCUUGACCAGUUUCGUCCAUACCUUUAGCUAGAGUAUAACAAAAUAGCAAAAUGGCGUAAGUCGUCUGAUUUCCAUACCUACACAUAGACAGAGCGAAAAUUCAAUGACAUUUAAAAUGCCACUGUCAGAUGGGUUGAUCGAGCAUUGAAAAACGAGCAGUCGAGUAAGAAUUCAGUACUCAGUCCGUCUGAGAAAAAAUGUGGUAAUAAAGUUAUUUGAUGCUACACAAUAAUGAUUCUGUGAACCUCCCGCUUGUGAUGAAUUCUGGCAUCCGGCAGCUGUCAAAAUAACGCAAAUGGAAUUUUGCCAAUUUUUUACAGGACAUGGCUCAUAAAAUCGACAGUCGCGUGCACAUUUUAUGAAAAAGUUAAAAUUGUUUUCAAAUUUGGAACAUACAAAACAUUUUUUUGGAACAAACGAAAAUGGGAAACUUGUCCAUCAAACCAGGAUUCACAGUCGAAUUUGUUAAUCCUUCCCAGUUGAUCAGCAUCACCACCAACACUUCUAUUUCAGCAUGAAAUAUUUCUGGCCACCAAUCAGUUUGUAUAAAAUAAAAUAAGAUAUAAACCGUACCCGGUGAAUCGGUGGUUUUUCGGUGUCAUUAAACAAGCUGCCUUCCCUGUUCUGCUGCUGUUAGAUUCAUCACUAAAUAGCACACAAUUGACAGAUUCUUUUUGUUCACUUUCUUUUUCGACUGUAUUGGCGUUAUUAAUGCAAAGAUAAACUCAAGAUUACAAAGUCCUAUAUAAAUCAAAGAAACAAAACUGGUUCAGUUAUCGUGAACCCAAGAACUUAGUAAUAGAAUACUUUUAUUAGCCCCUUGUUAAAAAGCGUCGCAAAACAUAGAAAAGCGUCGCAAAAUCACCAUGGACACGCUACAAAUAGGUUUUUUACAGUCACAGCUAACCUCAAUCGGAUGAACACAUUUUAACAGUUCAGCAGUACUAUUUGUAAACAGAAAUUUCUUUUGUUUGUUUAUUAACGAAUUGGAUCAGACCAUUUACGGUCCGUAUCGCCUAAAUAAAGUUUUAAAACAUUUGUUCACGAUUGAACACGCUUUGUUUUUGAUAUUUAUUAAAUAAAAGUGAGUAAUAGCGAAAUGUAAAGAUGAUUGUUUUAGAUGUGCUCUUCGAUUUUUGUUUAAGCUUGUUUGUAAACAGUACCGCUGAACUGUCAAGGGUGAAUACUUGUUCAUUUGUGUCGUCACGAUGAAAAACUUAAUUAGGUUUUUUAUCGUGACGACACAAAUGAACAAGCAUUCAUCCAUGACAGUUCAGCGGUACUGUUUAUAAACAAGCUUAAACAAAAAUCGAAGCACACAUUUCAAACAAUCAUCUUUACACUUUGCAACUGGUCACUUUCAUUUAAUAAAUCUCAAAAACAAACCGUAUCCAAUCGUGAACAAAUAUUUUAAAGCUCUAUUUAGGCGAUAUGGACCGUAAAUGCUCUCACCCAAUUUGUCAACAGACAAACAAAAAAAUCUCUGUUUACAAACAGUACUGCUGAACUGUCUAAAUGUGUUCAUCCGAUUGAGGUUAGCUGUGACGGAAAAAAACCUAAUUAGGUUUUGCAAGAUAACCACUCGAAUGAACUGCCGAUGAAUCAAGUUCAUCUUUUGACAGCUAUCAGUGAUUUGUUUACAUAUCUAUUAGGUUUUGCACAAACAUGCCAUAACCUUACAAAAUGAACAGAAUGAACUUUUUUGACAGUCGACGUGUACUUGUUUACAGUUUAAAAGUUCAUCAGAAAUUCACACUCAACAGAUUCAUACAUAUUUCGCUCCUUGAUGCUAGAAACACAUAUAUUUAGUUAUUUUCACUGUGGAUUCCGUUUUUAACAGGCACUUUUUCGUCAUUUUUCAAUUUUUAACUUGCAGUCACAAAACAAAACAAGUACACGGCAACUGUCAAAGAUGAACUUGAUUCAUCGGCAGUUCAUUUGUGUCGUCAUCGUGCAAAACCUAAUUAACACGUAUUUCAAUUAGAAUGAACGCAAUGAACACAUAAACAAACCACUGAUAGCUUUCAAAAUUGAUUAAUUUUGUUCAUUUUUGGGAGGUUAUGUCAUGUUCAUGCAAAACCUGAUAUCGAAAGAAAAUAAACAAAAGUUUACAAGUUUUGCGCAAAAAGUUUUUUGAUCAGAUUGCUUCUAAAGUGAAUUAAACCGUCUUACACUUAUUAAAUAUUAGGUUAGUUGAAUAUAAUAAAUCAAUUCUACAUUCAAAUACAAGAACCGCGAAAAAGAGUUGCGAUAUUGUUCGAUAUCUUGCAUAUUUGAACACGAUUUGUUAUUAAUAUGAGAACCAGCAUCAUCAUAGUUACGGUGCAGAGCGAGCGUCUAGACGUUUAUUGUUUCGGUUCAACAAAUGAUUGAACCAAAGAUAAACUCAAGAUUACAAUGUCCCAUACGAUCCAUUGAAAAAUUUUGGGUCAGUAAUCGUGAACAGAGCUGCCAGGUUUUUUUUCGAAAAUCUGUCUCUGACUCAAAAAUUUAUCUGGAUUUGUCUGGGUCUACUAUAUACAAGGAAAUUUUGACUGGGCUUCAUUUUCAGUGAGCAUAAAAAAUUCUCAUCACCUAUCGUAUAGAGGCCAAAACCCGUAAAUAACUGGGAAAUCUAACAAAAUCUGGGAAAAAUUUGUAAAAUCUAGUAAAAUUUAAAAAAUCUGACGAAAGAUCUGGUUACCCUCUCAGUAGGCGGUUCUAUUUUGUUGGUCGUUGAGCGCUUGUUGAACAACAUACUGCAUGAAAUAUUCGUUCAGUUUGCUGGAACGGUUUGUUGUUGUCUUUUCUCUUGCAAAACUAUAGUGUGAAAAUUAGGUGUUACCUUCAUAUAGAAAUACAUUUUUUUGUUUUUCUACGUGAAGUAAAAGUAUUGUGCAGGUAUGUAGUGUUAGUUUAAAGAAAUAAGUGGAAAUAACUUCAGAAAUUCUCCAGCAAAACUAGUCCAAUGGGGCUCCAACUCCUCAUAUUAAAAACGAUGCAACAAUGAACCUCUGUCAGCCGGGUUUGUUGAACGAAAAAAUGACAUUCGGUUCAACGGUAUGUUUCAAAAUCGGCAAACAAACGACCCGUGUUGAUUGGACGUUCAUUGGACCAGUGAUCCAACGUGUUGGACCAACGAAGAACCUCCGUUGAAGGUUUUUUGCUAAGAGGGGAGUUAGAGUGUCUGACGAAGCGAGAAAUAUCUGCCAUUUGCCAGAUAAAUCUGGCAAACUGGCAACGCUGAUCGUGAACUAGUUGCCUCAGUAAUCAGGCCCGUACCCAGGAUUUCGUUUCGGGAGGGGCCCAAAGAUGAAAAAUAAUGUUACUGAAGAUUGCUGACGUACCUGAUUCUCGGUGUGCCUUUUAUGUUACGGGUGUUCUUAACAGACACUUUGAACUUUUUCACUGGAACUGUUAUUGUAUUACAUUUCUUUACAUUUACUGUCUUGUUAUUUCUGUAACAUGUCUGAGAUUUUCUAAAUAGUUAAAUAUCUGUUUUUGAUUUCGGGAGGGGCCAGGGCCCCUCGGGCCCCCCCUCUG
This is a messenger RNA of Malaya genurostris, 33359 nucleotides long. RefSeq names its product lachesin (gene DIP-alpha). Gene Ontology annotation, cellular component: neuron projection. NCBI's taxonomy places the organism in Eukaryota, Metazoa, Arthropoda, Insecta, Diptera, Culicidae. The record is from RefSeq and is a predicted model, not a curated record. The coding region runs from base 1151 to 2725 and encodes 524 amino acids. The transcript is spliced from 10 exons.